AUGGGAGACGACUUAACCUUCGAGACAUCCUACACUCCCGAAUCACUUCUGUGGAAGCAAUGGUGGCCAUCAAUCCAGCCAGCCCCGUUUGGCUCAUCAGAAAACAAGAGAAGCACGGCAAACAGCAUUUAUACACAGACUGGUCCUGUGGUCGAUAGCUCACUACAUGGCUACAACACUUAUUUGACAGACCAUUGGUAUUAUAUCGGCGAUGAGAUGAAUCACAUGAACCCGGGGAACGGUCUUAAUCCUGUCGUAGAGGAUAUACCCCUAUUUCCAGUUCCUGAACAUGAAAUUUCUAAGGAAUCACCUGGCCAGGGGUAUUGGCACUCACCCUCGACACAAAAGACACCAAAUCGAACGACAAAUUGCUACUCUGGCGAUCUGAAGUCUCGCAAACCCACUAGACAAGCUCCACUGGGUGAUCGAGAUAUCAAUCCACAGGCAACGAAGAAGGGAAAAUAUUCACCUGUUCGCCGCACGAGCCAUACCAGCAGCAACGGCACUCAUCCAGAUCAACAGGGCAACGAUCGCAUGAAAAGAAUUCGGGAACGAAACAGAAUUGCUGCCAAUAAGUUCCGUUUCAACCAGAGGGAAGAACAGCAGGGACUUGAGUCUAGCAAGCAGGACCUAGAGCGUAUCAACAGUGAUCUUUCUACCUGCCUAGCCGAUCUGACAUUCGAGGUGUAUGAGCUUAAGAUGCAACUUCUACAACAGUCGGGAUGUAACUGCACCCUCAUGCAGAACUACCUCAUUCAUGAGUCCGGUCGAUACAUACAAGCAUUAGAAGAGAAAUCACGGCGAGAGGCCUCACAUUGACGGCUGUAGGAUCGAAUGCGGCUCGAGCAAGGAUGACAAUGGG
Fusarium oxysporum Fo47 is the source of this 862-nucleotide messenger RNA. RefSeq names its product bZIP transcription factor. The coding region runs from base 1 to 819 and encodes 272 amino acids. Gene Ontology annotation, biological process: regulation of transcription by RNA polymerase II. The record is from RefSeq and is a predicted model, not a curated record. Gene Ontology annotation, molecular function: RNA polymerase II cis-regulatory region sequence-specific DNA binding; DNA-binding transcription factor activity, RNA polymerase II-specific. Lineage: Eukaryota; Fungi; Ascomycota; Sordariomycetes; Hypocreales; Nectriaceae. The transcript has a single exon.